Molecule: messenger RNA, 4622 nt
Organism: Cavia porcellus (domestic guinea pig)
Lineage: Eukaryota; Metazoa; Chordata; Mammalia; Rodentia; Caviidae
Gene: Irag2
Product: inositol 1,4,5-triphosphate receptor associated 2
Exons: 40
Coding region: 26-4357 (1443 amino acids)
Cellular component (GO): endoplasmic reticulum membrane
Source: RefSeq, a predicted model, not a curated record
GCCUCGAUCUUCCUGGUUCCGGUAGAUGGUUCUUGCCGCCUCUGUCUGGCAGGAAGUCACCAUGGCUUCUGCGAGGGUGGUGACCGGGAAGCGGCACAACCCGGUGAGCAGCAUCUGUAGAAAACUCCAAGCCAUUCAAAGGAGAGAGGGGGUGUCGGAUCCAGGCCAGCACAUGCUCGGGUACCAGUCCAGUGGCUCAGACAACCCGCAGACCCACGCCAGGACUGACUUGGAGGAGGUGCUGAGGAGGGCGACCCCGGGCCCCCUUCCUGUGCCCGAUUCCUGUUUCUUGAGCUCUGGGGACACAGAAGCCUCCUCCGUGUCAUGCUCUGCAAUGGUGUCCCCAAGUCCUCCAUCCAUCGGCCAACUCUUGUCCCCCAAGAAGGUCAUGUUCUCUGCGGGUCCCAGGAGCUCCGAGGGCAUCUCGGGGCUGAGAUCCAGGAGCAGCUGCAGGAGUCCUGCAGAUGCCAUGGAGAUGCCCCAGCUCCUCCUCUGGGAAGGUGACCUCGGGCCCUGCAUGCCCAGGCACUCAGCCUCUGGCCUCGUGUCCAGCGCUGGGCAGAGUUCCACGGCGCUGACGCCUCAGGAUCCCGUGGUGAGGAAGUUAUCUCUGAACAAAGAUGGAUGGAAGCUAGGAGCUGACGGUGACCAAGAUGUACCAGAAGGCGCCUGUGCGGCUAGAGCAGAAGAGGUCCUCUCUGGUGUGUUUCAGGCAUGCGAUGCUGAAGGCAGAGGCUCAGUAGGAGUGAGCAAAAUAAUAGAUUACCUAAGACAAACGAGUAGUCAAGACCUGGAAGACAGUGGCCUCGAGGAGCUGUGGACCCUGCUGGACCCUGAAAAGAUAGAUCCCCAAGUGGAUCUGGACACUUUCCAUGCUGCUGUCAAGGACUGGCUGGCUUACUAUAGACCCAAAUGGGAAGGAGUAAAGAGAAGACUGCGUGGAGAUGCUGAAGAUUCUGAUUUUGAAAAGCGAGACAGCAUGAACUCAGUUCAGGUGACCACAGAUGUAACAGAUUCCUCAUUUGGAAGUUUGGAGGCUUGGAGUGAAGAGGUAUCUCGGGGAGUCCUAGAUGUGGAUCACUUAAUUACCCAUGUGGCAGACCUACAUUUUAACAAACAGAAACUGGAAGAGGAAAAUCACAGGUUUAAACUGGCAUUAGAAUCCUCGGAAGAAGCCAACAGCCAGUUAACAGAGGACUGUGCUGAACUGCGCUUGCAAGUAAAAAGUGCCCACCAAGCUAUUAUGAGAACAAACCUGUUAAAAGAAGAACUGGAGGAACUGAAAAUUACUGUGAAUGCUUUAGAAGAGCGGAAGAGCAUGACUGAAUCUCAGAACAAACAAUUGGAGGCAGAAAACCGGGCCCUGAUUCUUAAGAUUCGGGCUCUCCAGGAUGAGGACCUGAAGAACACUAUGGAUAUAGAUAGACUGGAAAAGAAAAUUGAGGAAUUAUCUGAAACUGAAACACAGCAUCAAAUGAAGUUACACGCAUAUGAGAAUGUGUUGUUUAAUAAAGAGGCAAGUAUACAAGAGAAGGAUUUAAGAAUAGAAGAACUGAAGUCAACCAUCACAGAAUACAGGAGCAUUACAGAGAAUUUACGAGAGGAGAAAAAUGAGCUGGCUCACGAGGUACAGCAGUUGCAGCAGGAGCUCAUUGUAAAUGGGAUCCAGUUGAAUGCUAGUGGAGAGGACAGCACUGUCACCCUUGAAGGCGGAAAUUCUUUACAUCGUGAGCUCAUCCUUGCUCGAUCUGCAGAGAACAAUGACACCGAGUGGCAGUGCACUUUUACCAGCUUGUCAUCCCGGGAUGCAAUGGCAGACCAAGAAACGCUGCAGUUCCUCAGACAGUGUGAACAGAAGGGAGUGGAAUUCACAGCUACACUUCAAAAGCUGUUUGAAGAAAUCUCAGAAGUUGAAACCUUCAUUGAUGGCUCCUUUCAGUGGGUCACUAACCCAGAAAUCACUGUGGAAGAAAAGUGGGUACAGCAGCUUCAUGAAUUCAACCAUAUCAUGGAAAAGAAGCCAAAUCUUUGCAGAUUAAGACUGAACAGCUUGGGAAAUCACAAAGAAUCUCUUGAUAAAGUCUUUGUCAAAUUAAUAGAAAUUUUGAAGGAAUUCAGGCUGGAAUAUCUUUAUUUCAGAAAAGAAUUAUUUUCCAGUCGGAAACAACUAGAAGCCAUCAAACAAGUGCCAGAAGAUGCUACUAACCAGGAAGCGAUCCUCAGGAAGAAGAUCCAAGAAGCCAGCGAACAGGUGAAGAAUCGAGAGUGGACAGCCCACUCUGCCAGUGAAAAAGCCGAGGCUCUACCACCUGAACUGCAGGAAGCAAUUUUGGAGCAGCAGAACCUCCACGUUAUAAACACUGGGUUGUCGAACGCUUGCCAGACAUUGGAGCAGAAGACAGGGACACUGAAAACCACUGCUGAGUCACUACAAAAGCAGAUAACUAAAGGACGACUCCAUGAUUUGCUGUUUCAGAACCUUUUAGAUGAGGAAUUCUCUCACUGUGAACCCCUGUCCUCCACAGAAAAAAUUCAGCAACCUCUUCAAGAAAAAUUGAAGCACUGUUGCGUCAAACUACAUGGCGAUCAGGAAGCAAAAAUUCACCGGAGGCCUUUGGUCUUGAAGCAUUCAGUCUGGUGCUCGCCUCUGCUGGAUGCCUUGAAUCUAGAGAACUGCACAGGGAUUCCAAGGCUGGUAUUGACAUCUUUCUCACGUAGUACACACCCAACCCAUGCUUCCUGUGAAAGGUCCAAGGAAGGAGAAAUAAAAGAUGAUGCUUUGUAUGUAACUAGAGGACAGAAGUGCCCAGGCCCCACAGAGGGUCCCGAACACAGACCAGAUCUUUCAGAUUGCAUCAGGAUGAAUGGUGACCUAAGCAUGGAAGAGAAUGGUGUUGAACGCUUGCAUUCUGAGAACCUGUCACAGUCCAGGGAACAUCUCGUACUACCAUCGCCUGAGCAUGCUUCAUCCCCAGAGAGCACUGUAACUUCGAGUGAUGCUGGAUCAGAAAAUUUGCAUAUGGCUUCAGAUGACCUUGACUGCAAAUCACUUUGCGAGACCCAGCAGAAAGCAAAGUCAGCAUCUACCACGAUGGAGAUCCAAGGCACCAGUUCAACUUAUGAGAAUAUUGCAUGCCAAGACACCGUGACCAAGGAGAAAACUGUGUCAAAUCUGGAAGCCAAAGAGGUGCCCAAAACAACAGAAGAACAUAGAAAAGAAUGUGCUGCAGGAGAAACUGAGGUUUCCUCUCCUCCGGUAGCCACUGGGAGAUCAGUUAACUUUAGACAAAGUGACAACACUUCUGCUAAUGAGAAAGAGGUGGAGGCAGAAUUUCUCAGAUUAUCUUUGGCAUUUAAGUGUGACUGGUUUACACUGGAGAAAAGAGUGAAGCUUGAAGAGAGGUCCCGUGACUUGGCAGAAGAAAACCUGAAGAAAGAAAUCACCAACUGUUUAAAGCUCUUAGAGUCUUUAACACCUCUGUGUGAAGAAGACAACCAGGCCCAGGAAAUCAUUAAGAAGCUGGAGAGUAGUAUAACAUUUCUUAGCCAGUGUACAGCGCGGGUGGCCAGCAGAGCUGAGAUGUUAGGAGCCAUCAAUCAGGAGAGCCGGGUUAGUAAAGCAGUUGAAGUGAUGAUUCAGCAUGUGGAAAACUUAAAGAGAAUGUAUGCCAAAGAGCAUGCUGAGUUAGAAGAAUUGAAGCAGGUUCUUUUGCAGAAUGAAAGGUCUUUUAACCCUCUGGAAGAUGAAGAUGACUGCCAGAUUAAAAAGCGUUCAGCUUCUCUGAACUCCAAGCCAUCUUCUCUUCGAAGAGUGACUAUUGCCUCUUUACCCAGAAAUAUUGGAAAUGCAGGAAUGGCGGCUGCAAUGGAAAAUGACAGAUUCAGUAGGAGGUCAAGCAGUUGGCGAGCUUUGGGUACAAAGCAGAGUGAACACCGCCCUUCCUUACAUCGAUUUAUCAGCACCUAUUCCUGGCCAGAUGCUGAAGAUGAAAAAUGUGACCCAAAAACUAAAGAUGACUCAGAAUCACCUGGAGAAGAAAUAGUUGAACGGACAAGAAAGACAAGCCUUUCUGAAAGGAAAAAUAACCCGUCCAGGUGGGGUAUCUCUUCCAUCCCUGACACGCUGGCCUCGUGGGUGACACAUUUGGGGACCUCCGUGAGGAAAGCUAAUAAGACCCUCUGGCUCUCUGUCGCUCUCAUUGUACUGUUCGCAGCUCUCAUGAGCUUGCUCGCAGGCCGAUUUUUCCAGAAGUCUGUGGAGGCUGCUCCCACCCAGGAAGGGGACUCCUGGAUCUCUCUGGAACACAUCCUGUGGCCCUUUACCGGACUCCAACACAACGGGCCACCACCGGUGUGACCGCAGUGAGCCCUACGGUAUGUGGCUUGGUUUUUAACCCUCCAGCCUCUGAACUUGAUAAAACGAGCAGCUUUGCGCUGGGAUUUCACUUAGAAUAGCACAAAACCACAGGUUUUCAGAGAAACCGUCAAACUAUUUGGUUUCCCACUUCAUGUUUUAUAGUCGAGGAGAUGACCACAAACAGGAUAUUUUAAUGUGCUUUUUGAGAAAUAUGUUGUUUUGCUACAAUGUAUCUAAAUAAAGAACCCUUCAAAUCUUCCUACAA